Messenger RNA from Mycena indigotica, 5502 nucleotides. Its product is annotated as DNA-directed RNA polymerase subunit. NCBI's taxonomy places the organism in Eukaryota, Fungi, Basidiomycota, Agaricomycetes, Agaricales, Mycenaceae. The coding region runs from base 1 to 5502 and encodes 1833 amino acids. Gene Ontology annotation, molecular function: DNA binding. Gene Ontology annotation, cellular component: RNA polymerase II, core complex. The record is from RefSeq and is a predicted model, not a curated record. The transcript has 17 exons. Gene Ontology annotation, biological process: transcription by RNA polymerase II.
AUGCUCGGUCACCAGUUCGCCUAUUCGGCGGCUCCCGUUCGCAAGGUCAAAGAGGUGCAGUUUGGUAUCCUCUCACCAGAGGAAAUCAAAGCAUACUCUGUGGCGAAGAUAGAGCACCCAGAAGUUAUGGACGAAACAACUCACAAGCCCAAAAUGGGAGGUCUUAUGGACCCUCGCAUGGGAACCAUCGACCGUAAUUUCAAGUGUCAAACGUGUGGCGAGGGGAUGUCAGAGUGUCCAGGUCAUUUCGGCCACAUUGAGCUUGCGCGUCCUGUCUUCCAUCCAGGUUUCAUUUUGAAGGUUAAGAAGAUAUUGGAGUGUAUCUGCAUCAACUGCGGGAAAUUGAAGGCUGAUAUCUCGGACCCAACUUUCGCGGACAAGAUUCGUCACAUUCGCGAUCCAAAACGUCGGAUGGCUACUGUCUGGGGACACUGCAAGUCCAAGACGGUCUGCGAGACCGACGAUCCAAAGGACGAAGCAGCAGAAGGGGAGACAGAGGAACCUAAGAAGGGUCAUGGAGGAUGUGGCUAUCAGCAACCCGCGAUCCGUAAAGAAGGGCUUAAACUUUUCGCACAAUACAAGAAGCCCAAGGAUGAAGAUGAUGAAAUGAAAUCUUCACAACCCGACAAACGUCUUUUCAACCCCUCAGAUAUUUAUACGACCUUCAAAAAGAUUUCUGAUGACGAUCUUCAUCUACUCGGGCUCUCAGACGAGUAUGCUCGUCCAGAAUGGAUGAUCCUCACCGUCCUGCCUGUUCCACCACCUCCAGUCCGACCUAGUAUUGCUGUCGAUGGUGGCGCCAUGAGGAGUGAGGAUGACUUGACUUACAAGCUAGGAGACAUUAUCAAAGCGUCCGCCAAUGUUCGGAGAUGUGAAAAUGAAGGGACUCCCGCUCAUGUCAUCUCCGAGUUUGAGCAACUGCUUCAGUUCCACGUCGCGACUUAUAUGGACAACGAUAUUGCUGGCAUUCCCCAAGCGUUGCAAAAAUCAGGGCGCCCCGUCAAAUCAAUUCGUGCUCGAUUAAAGGGAAAAGAAGGUCGUCUGCGGGGUAAUUUGAUGGGCAAGCGGGUCGAUUUCUCUGCGCGGACCGUUAUUACCGGUGACCCGAAUCUCGAAUUGGACGAGGUUGGCGUGCCCCGAAGUAUCGCCAUGAACUUGACGUAUCCUGAACGAGUAACGCCGUACAACAUCAGUUAUCUGCAAGAGCUCGUUCGUAAUGGUCCGACAGCGUACCCUGGUGCUCGCUAUGUCGUACGGGAUACUGGUGAACGAAUUGACUUGAGAUACAAUAAACGGGCGGAUGCUUUCCUUCAAUAUGGAUGGGUUGUAGAACGUCAUCUGAAGGACGGCGACUUUGUUCUCUUCAACCGUCAGCCUAGUCUGCACAAAAUGAGUAUGAUGAGUCAUCGAGUGAAGUUGAUGCCAUAUUCCACCUUCCGUCUGAACCUUUCCGUCACACCUCCUUACAACGCCGACUUCGAUGGAGACGAGAUGAACAUGCAUGUGCCUCAGAGCGAAGAGACGCGGGCAGAGCUCAGUCAAAUAGCAUGGGUUCCACGCCAGAUCAUUUCUCCUCAAGCCAAUAAGCCAGUCAUGGGUAUUGUCCAAGACACGCUUUGCGGCAUUCGCAAGUUCACCCUCCGCGAUACCUUCCUUGACUGGAACCAAGUUCAAAACAUCUUGCUCUGGGUUCCUGAUUGGGACGGACUAGUUCCAACUCCUGCAAUCCUCAAGCCUAAACCUCUCUGGUCCGGCAAGCAGAUUCUUAGUAUGGUCAUUCCUCGCGGCAUCAACAUCCUGCGUGGCGCUGAAGACAAGAGCAACAACCCCGUGUUCGACGAUGGCAUGUUGAUUGAAAACGGCGAGAUCAUCUUCGGAACCGUGGAGAAAAAGACUGUCGGUGCCUCGCAGGGUGGUCUCGUGCACGUAGUAUUCCGAGAGAAAGGGCCAGAGGCGACUCGGCAGCUGUUCACUGGUCUACAGAUGGUGGUCAACUACUGGCUGUUUCACAACGGCUUUAGCAUCGGUAUUGGUGACACCAUCGCCGACAAAGGAACGAUGGAGUUCAUCACGAAAAAGAUUGCGGAGUGCAAAACCAAUGUCGUGAACAUCAUCGAAGAUGCCACACACGACCGGCUAAAAGCUGCCCCUGGUAUGACGAUUCGAGAGUCCUUCGAAAGUCUGGUCGAGCGACAACUCAAUCUGGCUCGUGACGACUCAGGUCAAUUCGCACAGAAGAACUUGAAGGAAGACAACAAUGUGAAGCAGAUGGUGGUGGCGGGUUCCAAGGGUUCCUUCAUCAACAUUUCGCAGAUGUCGGUCUGUGUUGGGCAGCAAUCGGUCGAAGGUCGACGGAUUCCUUUUGGUUUCAAGCACCGAACCUUGCCACAUUUCACCAAGGACGAUUUUAGUCCAGAGGCUCGCGGUUUCGUGGAAAACUCAUAUCUGCGUGGCUUAACGCCCCAGGAGUUCUUCUUCCAUGCUAUGGCUGGUCGUGAAGGUUUGAUUGAUACAGCCAUCAAGACAGCAGAGACGGGUUACAUCCAACGGCGAUUGGUGAAGGCACUGGAGGACGUGAUGGUUUGCUACGAUGGCACGGUCCGGAACUCCCUUGGCGACUUGAUCCAAUUCGUCUACGGUGAGGAUGGUAUGGAUGGUGCUUUCAUUGAAAAGCAGGACAUCGCGACCUUCGCUAUGAACGACGAACAAUUCCGCCACAACUACCGAGUGGAUGUGACAGACGAGAAGGGUGGUUUCAUGCCUGGUGUUCUCCAACUCGGCCUGGAUGACAGCUCGUUGGAAUUACAGGCCAAACUGGACGAGGAAUACACACAACUCUCCGACGACCGCAACCUGCUGCGAACCUUCAUCUUCCCCCGUGCCGACAACACGACCAACUUCUAUCUUCCUGUCAACAUGCAGCGCAUUAUCCAAAAUGCCACCCAAAUUUUCCGUAUCGAUCGCCGCCAACCCAGUGACCUCGAGCCAGCAUACAUAAUUGAUGCAGUCAGGGAAUUGGGCGAACGACUUGUGGUCGUUCGUGGAAAUGAUCCGAUGAGCGCAAUUGCUAAUGGAGAUGCUGUCUUGCGAUUCCAAAUGCACCUUCGGUCAACCUUUGCAACACGUCGUGUCCUCGAACGGUUCCAUCUGACUCGAGAGGCGUUCGAUUGGGUGUUGGGUGAAGUAGAGUCUAAAUUCAACCAGGCCAUCGUCAACCCCGGUGAAAUGUGUGGUACUCUGGCCGCACAAUCGAUUGGAGAACCUGCGACACAAAUGACGCUCAACACAUUCCAUUAUGCUGGUGUUUCUAGCAAAAACGUGACGCUCGGUGUCCCUCGUCUAAAGGAAAUCAUUAAUGUCGCCGCCAACAUCAAGACGCCUUCCCUCACUGUCUACCUCCAACCGCAUCUCUCGGUCAACCGCAAUCUUGCCUUGACUGUCGCUCAUGAACUCGAAUAUACGUCCUUGCGAACAAUCACCUCUGCGGUGGAGAUCUACUAUGAUCCUGAUCCCACCUCGACAAUCAUCGAGGAGGAUCAAGGUUUCGUUGAAGAUUUCUUUGCUAUUCCGGAUGAGGAGGUCGAGAACAAACUGCAUUUGCAGUCUCCUUGGCUCCUUCGUCUCGAGCUCAACCGGAACAAGAUGGUCGGCAAACUCACGAUGCACUAUGUUGCAAGCCGGAUUGCCGAAAGUUUCAAAACGGACCUAUUCGUCAUCUGGAGCGAAGACAACUCGGAUAAGCUUGUCAUUCGGUGUCGAGUGCUUGGCGGAGGGGACAAGGACGACGACGACAACGUCGAGGAGGAUAUCUUCUUGCGUCAGCUCGAGAACACGAUGUUGAACUCCGUCAGCUUGCGAGGUGUGAAAGACAUUCGCAAGGUGUUUUUGGUUGAGCACGACAAGGUGGUGACAGAAGACGAUGGCAGGAUCGCUCUUCGGAAGCGAGAGGAAUGGGUUUUGGAGACGGACGGUGUUAACCUCAAGACGGUGUUGUGCAUCGACGGUGUUGACUUCAAGCGCACAUACUCCAACAACUGCGUUGAAAUUUUCAAUGUGUUGGGUAUUGAAGCCGCUCGUGCGGCUAUCCUAAAGGAGCUUCGUGGUGUUAUCGAGUUCGAUGGUUCCUACGUCAACUACCGACAUCUGGCGAUUCUUUGCGACUUGAUGACCCACCGAGGGUCCCUAAUGGCAAUUACGCGUCACGGGAUUAAUCGAGCAGAUACGGGGGCCUUGAUGAGAUGCUCAUUUGAGGAAACGGUUGAAAUCCUGAUGGAGGCUGCAGCGGUGGGUGAGAAGGACGACUGCCAUGGCAUUGCGGAGAACGUUAUGUUUGGCCAAAUGGCGCCAAUGGGCACAGGCGCUUUCGAGGUUGCGUUGGAUAUCGACAUGCUGAAGGAUGCGAUUGUCGAUCAUCGGGUCCCAGUUCAACAUAUGUUGGCGGCUCAAAUCGAUGGCGGAAUGACUCCUGGACAAGUUGCGAUGACCCCAUAUGAUAGCAACACACCCAUGUGGCAAGCGGGGUCAAGCUUCAAGGCUGAUCAGGCCGCUUUCUCGCCUUUGGCAGUGAACGGUGGAGACGACGGUCCCAACUUUACUUCGUUCCAGCCUGGCUGGGGUCAAACACCAACUCGGUCUGAUGCGAUGUCGCCUGGACCGACCUAUAGCCCGAGCUCCCCCAAUAUGUAUUCUCCAACCUCACCUGCCUAUGUUCCACAGUCGCCGUUUGGGGCUGCGACGUCGCCAUUCGGCACCUCUCCCUAUGCAACAUCACCGUUCUAUGACCGUGGUCGUGCUCCCACCUCGCCAACUUACUCACCAACAUCACCAAUGAUAUUAACCUCACCGGGAUAUUCUCCUGCCAGUCCGCGAUACUCCCCAACCAGCCCGUCCUUCUCUCCGACUUCCCCGCGCUACAGCCCGCAAUCGCCGUCGUUUAGUCCUACUUCACCUCGCUAUUCGCCAACGAGUCCCUCGUUCAGUCCGGCUUCUCCACGGUAUUCGCCAAGCAAGUCGCUUCUGUUUUCUUGCCGUUCUUGCGCUGACCGCUUUGCCCCCUUUUCUUCCUGUUUAUCCAGCUUCUCCAGCGCAGUUGUCGCCAACCUCACCGAAGUAUUCUCCCACAUCCCCCAUGGCUUCACCCUCGUCGCCCAAAUACUCUCCCACUUCCCCGACGUACUCGCCAGCUUCGCCCGCUUAUUCGCCGGCCUCUCCAGCGUACAGUCCGACAUCUCCGUCGUGGUCCCCUUCGAGCCCCAGCCAAGGGGCACCGGGAACGAACGGGCGAAGUCAUGCGUAUCAGUCGUCGCCGUCGUGGGAUUGAGUGGUGGGAUGGAUUCUUCGUUUUUCCUUCAUGCGUCAUUUUACUUGACGGGGCCUUAUAAGAUAUCUAGCCUCUCCGGCAAAACCCACUGUAGAUUAGCAUUAGUUUUCUUUCAAAUACGCGCUAGAUAUGGCCAUUGUAUAGUUUUUUUGGUUGGCAAGGCAAGCAAGCUUGAAAACUAA